AUGAGGUUCGCGGAGGACGCAGCCCGCGUCAGAAAAGCCCAGAGGUUCACGGGGACACGCUUGUGUCAGUGGACAUGCCAGCUCGACCGCGGAUUGCAGGUAUGCUUCCGCGAGCUGGCGCGAGCGCUGGGCCAGCAUGGCCCGAGAUGGACUACUGCCUUCGACGCCACUGCCCUGUCGGGCCAGCAGCGGGGGCAGGUCUUGAGGCGCGAGGGGCUCGGAACAACGGUGUUCGCCGAAGGGAUGUCGCACGAGCGCGCGUUGCGCGGCGGCGAGCUCGGCGUGGACGCCACAGAGCAGACCGUGCUUGCGGCGUUGCGCGACGCCGAACCUGUGGCGCACCCCUGCGGCCGCGCCCUCAACGCCGUCGGCAGCCUCAGCCCGCUGCUGUCUGGCAACUGGUAA
Molecule: messenger RNA, 405 nt
Organism: Prorocentrum cordatum
Lineage: Eukaryota; Dinophyceae; Prorocentrales; Prorocentraceae
Source: the annotation of a GenBank genome assembly